GAGAAUCAAGCAACUUGUUCCAACGGCCAUCAUGUCGCCAAAAUAGUUUUUUUGUUGUUGUUUUGUGCGCGCGCGCGCGCGUGUGUGUGUAUGUUAUGUUUUUUUUUUUUUUUUUUUUUUGUCGGAGAAACGAAAGUAACCAGGAAGGAAGCACUGUAAACAAGUUUAAGCUUUUCACUGACCACGUUUAAGCAGAUAAACGCGUAAAAAUGGUCCUGAACAAUGUUUUGCUGUCUUUUGCCUCAGUUCUGUGGACAGACACGGUGUCUUUAAUACUGCUUCUCGUCGUCCUCUGUCUCCUGAUCUUGAACAAGCUAAGAAACAGAAACCCCAGAAACUAUCCCCCUGGACCUACACCUCUUCCCUUUGUUGGGAAUAUUUUCAAUCUGGAUGCUAAACAACCUCACAUUCACUUAGCGAAGAUGUCAGACCACUAUGGCAACAUUUACAGCUUGCGUCUGGGAAGCCUAAACACUGUUGUUGUGAAUACCUACAACAUGGUAAAGGAAGCUCUUGUUGAUCAAGCAAACAUUUUCACAGGCCGUCCAACUAAUGAUGUGCUCAAAAGAAUAAUCAAGUGCCAAGGUGUAACAUUCAAUAACGGCUACAGCUGGAAGCAACAGAGGCGUUUCGCUCUUAGUACUCUUAAAUACUUUGGUGUGGGAAAGAGGAGCUUGGAAUCCAGCAUUAUGGAAGAGUACAAAUUCUUGCACCAGGCCAUCAUGGAUACCAAUGGGGUGCCAAUCGAUGCUCAUUUCUUGAUAAACAAUGCUGUCUCCAACAUCAUCUGCUCAAUGGUUUUUGGCAGAAGGUUUGAGUACACUGACCAGAGGUUUCUGAACAUGCUCAGUCUGAUGUCUAAAGCCCUUAAACUACAAGGGUCAGUGUGGAUUCAGCUUUAUGCCGCUUUCCCUCGUGUAAUGGACCUCCUCCCAGGACCCCAUAAAGAUCUGUUUUCCUGCUUCCAGCAAGUGUGUGCUUUUAUUAAGGAAGAGGUGGACAAACAUUGUGCAGACUGGGACCCUUCCUCACCCAGAGAUUUCAUAGACUGCUACCUCACUGAGAUCCAGAAGAGGAAAGAUGAUCUGGAAGCAGGAUUUCAUGAAGAGGGCCUGCAUUAUGCCUUGCUUGAUUUGUUCGUGGCAGGAACUGAGACCACAUCUACCACUCUUCUGUGGGGCUUUGUAUACAUGAUGAAAUAUCCAGAAAUCCAAGAGAAGGUCCAGGCUGAAAUAGACAAUGUAGUUGGACGAUCACGCCGACCCAACGUUGAUGACAGACCCAGCAUGCCAUACACUGAUGCUGUUAUCCAUGAGGUCCAGAGAAUGGGCAAUGUGGUGCCCCUUAGUGUGCCAAGAAUGACAAAUGAGGACACAAUAUUGGGAGGAUAUUUCAUUCCAAAGGGUACACAGAUCAUACCUAACCUGACCUCAGUACUGUUUGAUGAAACCAAGUGGAAGUCACCACAUUCAUUUGACCCAGAAAAUUUUCUCAACACUCAAAGGGAGUUUGAAAAACCUGAAGCCUUUAUUCCUUUCUCAGCAGGGAAGCGGUCAUGUCCAGGAGAAUCGCUUGCCCAUAUGGAGCUCUUUCUUUUCUUCACAUCCCUUCUACAAUCCUUUUCUCUCUCUCCUCCAGUGGGCACUCAAACAAGUCUGGACUUUAAAUUUGGAAUGACACUUUCCCCAAAGCCAUUUAGAACAAGUUUCACUCCUCGUUGAUUGCCAUAUUAAGAGGCAAGGUACGACAGCAUUUUAGUGCCACGUUAAAAUAAAAAUGAAAAUCUUAAAAAAAAAAAAAAAAAAAAAGGUUUCAAGAAUAGUCGUAACAUUAAUACAAUAAAGUUGUAAUAUUUAAAAAAAUAAAGUUGUAACAUUACGAGAUUUAAGUCGUAAAAUCAGGAGAAUAAAGUUGUAAUUUUUAAAUCUUUUAAUAAUAUUUUUUAUUUUUUUUAUUUUAACUUGGCUUACUAAGAGGACCUGUCCAAAUGCAAAUUUUAUUGCAGUGUACAAUGUUUCUCUACAUUUAUAGAUUGAUCUCUCACUGUCUCUCUCUCUCUCUUUUUGUGUGUGUGUGCGUGUGUGUGUGUGUGUGUGUGUGUGUGUGUCAGUGUUAUGUAAAACUGAUCAAUACUUUUGUAUUUUCUCAUAUUGAUUAUUGCAAUGAUUUACUUGUUGGGGUCUCUAAAUCUACCUUAAAUAAGUUGCAGUAUGUGCAAAACUCUGCUGCUAGAAUCUUGACUAGGUCCAGGACAAGUGAUCACAUCACUCCUAUCUUGGAGUCCUCCCUGUCAAGUUUCAUGUAGACUUUAAAAUUCUCAUGUUUACCUACAAGGCUUUGCAUGGUUUGGCCCCUCAAUACUUGUCUGAAUUUUUAACCUCCUACACUCCAAUACAUGAUCUCCGCUCCUCCGAAUCUGUUUUUUUUAACUGUUCCUCCUACUCGUCUACGUUCUAUGGGUGACAGGGCCUUCUCUUCUUUUGCUCCAAAACUGUGGAACUCUUUUCCCUCUGAGGUUAGACAUGCUGAAUCUUUUAGUAUUUUUAAAUUUUCUCUUAAAACUACAUUUUUUAGGGUUGCUUUUCUGUGAUUAUUAUGUGAUUAUUAUUGUAUUCUUUUAAAUUGUUCUUUUUGUUUUUUGUAUUUCAAUGUAUUUUUAUUUUUAUCUUGUAAAGCACUUUGAGAUGCAACUUUUAAAGGCGCUAUAGAAAAUAAAGUUUUAUUAUUAUUA
Molecule: messenger RNA, 2731 nt
Organism: Myxocyprinus asiaticus (Chinese sucker)
Lineage: Eukaryota; Metazoa; Chordata; Actinopteri; Cypriniformes; Catostomidae
Product: cytochrome P450 2J2
Exons: 9
Coding region: 210-1721 (503 amino acids)
Biological process (GO): xenobiotic metabolic process
Cellular component (GO): intracellular membrane-bounded organelle; cytoplasm
Molecular function (GO): oxidoreductase activity, acting on paired donors, with incorporation or reduction of molecular oxygen, reduced flavin or flavoprotein as one donor, and incorporation of one atom of oxygen; iron ion binding; heme binding
Source: RefSeq, a predicted model, not a curated record